Molecule: messenger RNA, 6372 nt
Organism: Hipposideros armiger (great roundleaf bat)
Lineage: Eukaryota; Metazoa; Chordata; Mammalia; Chiroptera; Hipposideridae
Gene: GPR160
Product: G protein-coupled receptor 160
Exons: 6
Coding region: 833-1849 (338 amino acids)
Cellular component (GO): signaling receptor complex; plasma membrane
Source: RefSeq, a predicted model, not a curated record
GGCCGAUCUUCCGCCGGGGUCGCGAAGGGGCGUGCGCGCUCCAAGGCGGCCCACCGCCCACGCCCGCACUUCCUGGUCGGGGCGAGCGCAUCCGCGGCCGGGGUCGCCGCGGGGUCCUGGAGGCCGCGUUCGCCGCCCCCGCCCCGUGUCCCGGGAGCGCGCGGGGCGGGGCGGGGCGGGGCGGCCGUGCUGGCUCCUGCCCCUCCCUCGGCGGUCACCUGGGGCGGAGAGUAGCAGGUGCCCGUGCGGCCACUUCGUCGCUUGUCUGGCGGGGCCCCCAGCGUGUGGGACGCGGACCACGAGCCGGGAGCUGCCGCGCCUCGGGUGGAGGCAGGACCCGGCCCCCGCAUUCCGGAGGCGACCGGGAGGACCGGGCCGCAGGGGGAAAGUCUGGCUGGGAGGAAAUGCUCGCUUCGCUCCACCCGAAUGACUUAGCUUUACUCAUUUGCAUGGAACUUUAGAGGCUACUACUUCUGCAGUACAACACAAAUGGAGUACAUGUGUGGGCAAGCCGCAGCAGAGAAGAGGAAUGCCUCCAAAUUCGCAAACCACUAACUCCUGAGAUUGGGGCCCAAAUGGAUCCUGAGCUUGUGCAUUGGCUCUCUGUAGCUGCUCUGAGGGUUCCCAGGACUUGUGAAGACCUUCUCCAUCUGGCAUUUUGGUAUGCCAGAAACCAAUAGUAAGAUGAUUGAAGGCAGUGAAACUGAAAUAAAGUAGGAAGGUCAUCAGCCGAGAAAGGCCUACGAGAGAAAAAAGCACACAUUGGAAAAUAAAGCAAAGCGGUUUUAUCACAUGUAUUUCACAGCAGGCCUUCUGAAAUUUCACUAUAAAUAUGACUGCUCUUCCUUCAGAGAACUGCUCUUUUCAGUACCAGUUACAUCAAACAAAUCAGCCUCGAGAUGGUAACUGUCUGCUAUUCUUGAUUAUACUUGGAAAAAUAUUAUUAAAUAUCCUCACACUAGGAAUGAGAAGAAAAAACACCUAUCAAAAUUUUAUGGAAUAUUUUUGCAUUUCACUCGCAUUCAUUGAUCUUUUACUUUUGGUAAACAUUUCCAUUAUAUCCUAUUUCAGGGAUUUUGUACUUUUAGGCACUAGGUUUACUAAAUACCACAUCUGCCUGUUUACUCAAAUUAUUUCUUUUACUUAUGGCUUUUUGCAUUAUCCAGUUUUCCUGAUAGCUUGUAUAGAUUAUUACCUGAAUUUCUCUAAAACCACCAAGCUUCCAUUUAAGUGUCAAAAAUUAUUUUAUUUCUUUACAGUGAUUUUAAUUUGGAUUUCAGUCUUUGCUUAUGUUUUGGGAGAUCCAUCCAUCUACCAAAACCAGAAAGCACACAGUGUUUAUUCUUAUCAAUGUCCUUUCUACAUCAGCAUUCAAAGUUACUGGCUGUCCUUUUCCAUGGUGACGAUUUUAUUUAUGGCUUUUAUAACCUCUUGGUCUGAACUUAUUACUUUGGUAAAGGCUAUUAGGAUAACUUCCUAUAUGAAUGAGACUAUCCUGUAUUUUCCCUUUUCAUCCCACUCUGGUUGUACUGUGAGUUCUAAAAAAACACUCUUGCCCAAGCUCAUUAUCUGUUUUCUUGGUACCUGGUUACCAUUUGUACUACUUCAAGUAAUUAUCCUUUUACUUAAAGUACAGAUUCCAGCAUAUAUUGAGAUGAACAUUCCAUGGUUGUACUUUGUCAAUAGUUUUCUCAUUGCUACAGUUUACUGGUUUAAUUGUCACAAGCUUAAUUUAAGAGACAUCUCAUUACUUGUGGAUCCAUUUGUCAACUGGAAAUGCUGCUUCAUUCCACUUGCAAUUCAUAAUCUUGAGCAUAUUGAAAAGCCUAUAUCAAUAAUGAUUUGUUAAUGUGUUGCCAUGUUAAAACUAAUUAAAACUUAAAACUACAAUAAGAGUCAUAAUUUUAUUAACGGGAAAGAAUGGUGACUCAGAACACUUAAAGAGCGAACUUGCACACCUUUUAGGAAUAUGUCUUUUUGGGGCUCUGAUAUUAUUUUUUUAACAAAAUAAUUCCAAGAAAAAUUUUUAUACCUCUUCAGGAAAACUGCCUAUUACAAAUAUUAAUUUAACACAAAGGUGAAGAGUUAACAUUUGAAUAUACUGGUGUUCGUGUUACCCAAAAAACUACUGGAUGCAAACUGUCAUGUAAAUCUGAGAUUCACUGCCAAUGUUAAUAUACAAACUUAAAUAAACAUUUUUGUUAAAUUCAGAGCAAGAAAAUAAUUUUCUUGAAGUGAUAUGGGAUGAAUAUUCUUUAACAUAAGGGAAGAUUAGCUCAAUUUAAAUUUAGCUAAUUUUAAAAUAUAUAUCUCUGUUCUUAAUGCAGAUAUUCCUGGAAGCAAAGUUUUGGGGACUUACCUUACAGAAUUGGGAGUAGUGACUGGGUGUCUUUCCAUGACAUACCAGGUUCAUUUUCAGUUAUAACCUGCAUGUCACUUGCAUGUCAAAUCACAAUUACAUUGGCAAUGUAUCACACCGUAAAAGUGAAGUAGGGUUCUUACCCUCAGCAGUGUUGACAUUUUGGGUUGGAUAAUUCUUGGUUUGGGGAGGCUGCCUUGUGCAUUGUGGGAUGUUUAGCAGAAUCCCUGCCCUCUACCCAUUAGAUGCCAGAAGCCUCCUUCCCCAGUCAGGACAACCAAAAUGUCUCCUGACAUUCCCAAACCUCCCCUGGUAGGCAGAGCUGCCCCCGGCUGAGAGCUACUGGAGAAGAGCAACCUGAAUGGCAGAAAAAUCUGAAGGCAGUUUGUGAAUUACGAUAUAGACAUUGUCUAAUCUGUCAGUGUCUAAACCUGGCUGUCUCUACUUCUGUUACUUUUCUGCUGAAUGUAUUGCUUUCUAAUUGGCCAUAACAUGGGACUAAGAUAAUUUAAAAAUAUAUUGUACUUACACAAUUGAGGGUCACCUAAGUACGUUAAAAAAGCCUAUUUUUAGCAUAUUGUCCUUCUUCCUCUUUUUACCCAAGAUGGAGGCCAAUAAAAACUUUUAUUUUCUCCCUUGGAUCAAAGGGGUAAACAAAAAGAAGGAAACCAGGCGCAAUAUAAGAUAGGAGGAGGUGAAUGCCACUGUCCACACAUAAUCACAGAAAGCUCCCUUCCUCUAUUUGUGCCAAAAACCCCAACAAUCCAGUCGUGGGUCUAAAGAACAUGACACUUCCCAAUCAUCUUCUCCCAGCAUAAACUUCUGCUUUUAAAAAUUGUUAAAAUGCUGUUACAUCCACAAAUCCACCUUAAGUGGUUUUUAAGUUUUUUUCUUUUGACAGGGUGGAGGGGUAUCUGAGUAAGUGUGUUUUAGAAGUUCAAAAUUUCAACCAACACCAUCUCACUUUUCUGAAGAACAGUUCUCAAAGUGUAGUCUGAGGACCUGGGGGUUGGGGGUGGCCUGAGACACUUUCAGGGGCCAUGGAGAUUAGAACUAUUUUCAUAACAAUAUGUUAUUUGCAACAUUUCCACUCUCAUUCUCUUCCAAGUGUACAGGGAAGUUUUCCAGCGGCUGCAUGAUGGAUGUGAGAUAGUAACAUAGUAACAUUGAAUAUACAAGCAGGCAUGAGAAUCUGCCUGUUUUUAUUAAGUCAGACAUUAAAGAGAUUUGCAAAAACUGUAAAACAAUGUCACUCUUCUCACUACAUUUGUUUUGGAAAACUUGUUAUUUUCCAUAAAAAUGUUAACUGUUAAAGAAAAAGAAAAAAUAUAUUGUACUUAAUUAGUAAAGAUUUAUACUCUGCAGAUUUUAAAUCAGGAAAAUUUUAUAACUAUUUCAAGCCCCUUGUUAAGUGUUUUGUUUGUUAACUUAGAGUAUUCCCUCCCCAUGCCUCAUAAGCUUAAAGAAAAAAAGAGAAAUUAUUCAAUAGACCAGCCAAAUGGAAGAGGCUUUUAUUUGUAAAGAAAUGAACUUAACAGCUGGUCUACAAUAUAUUAUUGAAUUAUAAACAAACAAUAUAAAUAAAUGAUCCUGUAGGCCCACUAACUUUCCAUCCAGACCCACAUGAAGCAAUGUUACAACAAUAUUCUAUGUGAAAAUACGCAGGUAACAAAGGUGCAAUUACAAGCAAGUUUAAGCAGCAGAGUAUAAGGUGCUUUAAUUUAACAGUUAAUGUUGCCAUCAACAAACAUUUGAAUGCUUAAUUUUACUUCACUGAAUACAGACACAACAAAUAUGAAAAUCUAAAAUUCAUAUACAUGCUACUUGUUAAUAUGAAAGUGCCUUCUCUUUUUUAAAAAAAUACACCAAAUGGACAAUCUUUUUACAUACAUCAUGGUGUGCUCUUAAUAAUGCAAAAUUAACUUCAUUUUCAGGUUAUACAUUUUAAAACUGUAGCUACAGACACCAAUCUAGGAAUGCUACUAAUGCUAAGAGUGCUAAAACUAUUUAAUUUCCUGUAAGGAGGACUCUAAUACAAUAUCCAAUGCAAAGAGAAUACAUCUAUAUAUAAUCUUAACAUUUGUUUUUUGUAAAGAUAAAAAAUGUUUUUUCCUCUUGGUGAUGCUUUGUUCAUCCUGGGUGGAUCAGCUUUUGAGGUUUUAAAACUACGAAAGUCCUACUUUGGAACAAUGGGAGGAACCAAAAAGAGGAAUUAAAAAAAUCAGGUAACAUGUGCUUGAAGCAUCAAAACUUAAUAUUAAAAAAAAAAAUCACAACAAUUUGCUUUUGUUAAAUCAACAACAAAUUUUUUAACAAGCAAGCAGACAAACAGCACUAAUUCGGCCAAUAGGCCUGAAAUGCCUGCCCCCAGGGUGGGGACCCAUCCUUCAGGGUGCUGUGCUGCCUACAACUCCGCCUCCACCAGUGCACUCCUUACUCUGAGGACAGUUUUUGGAACCUACUUUGACUUUUUUUUUUCCCUAUGAAAAAAACCAAAACGACCAACUUUUUGAAUCAGGUGAUUGGGAAUCUAGUUAAGUGUCUUGGAAGUUAGACAUCCAACAUUAUACCAUCUUUGCACACCCUACUGACUUUUAAAAUUUUAAGAAUACACAUAUAAAAAGUGUUUAUGAAACAUAUACUUUAACAACAUAAAAUGUUUGAAAAAGUGGGUAAAUUAAAACAUUUUAAAAGUAAAUUUUAACCAGGGCCAUGGAAAAAAAUUUUAAACCAAGACCAUCAUAAGAGGUUAAUGUCAGUGUUCCUAUUUUCAAUCAGUGUGUUCUAGAUUCUAAUCUAACCUGUAUUUGGACAUUUUCCUGCUUUACAAAGCUGUAACUGUAAUGCAUAAAAGGUCUUUUUAAUAUUAGAUAUUUUCAUUUUUUAUCUUUAUGGAGAAUGUUAGUAUCGAGCGAUGUUAGUAUGUAAAGCUGCUGUAUCAGUAGGAAUUACAGUGUAAUUCACAGAAUCCUCAAGUGGUAAGGAAUCUCUACCCAAUUAAUAAUCAAUCCAUUCAAUGUUUACUCCUCAAAUACUUAUCAGUUUAAACAUGGAACUGUUUUGUGUUUAGCAGUCCUGCAUUUUAAAGGAAACUCUUAUACUAUGUAACAUAUGUAUGCUUUCUAAAAAGUAGGUACAUGUAAUGUGUAACAACAGUAAAAUUUAUGUACUCUUUCUUGCUUUAAAAACAAACAAAAAAACAAAACAAAAUAAAAAACAAACCUGUUCAGCGACAUCCUUUGAAGUUUUUCAUUUAAAAAAAAUUACUUUACUGUCAAUACUGGGUGUAAAGCUUUUGUAGUUGAAAAUGUAAGUAGGCACCUGCUUCACUUCUUUGUAUUGUUCUUUGUCAUACACCCUGCGUAGCAACACCUCUUGAAUAGAUUCAAGUGUCAUAAUAAUUCUUAGAAAUAUGGGCUGUCACAACAGUCUCAAAAUGUAAAUCCUUAAUGUUAGGUACCCUGAAUUUUGUAACCUAAUCAGGUAUAUGGUAGAUUGAUGUUUAGCGUGUAAAAUGUUAUAUGAAUUGACGUGAUUCACUCAGACCCCUUACAUGUCAUCUAGCCUAAUCCUCCCCCCAAUGCAUAAAACAUUUCCUUUCAGUUCCAACUUUACAUUCAGUAUAUUAAUAAUUAUGUCCAUGUUUGUUUAAACUACAAUCAAAAUUUUGGGAAGAUUUCGUUUACUUAUUACUAGUUCCAUAAGUCAUGUACAUCACACAAUGCACAUAAUAAGUGUUCAAAUAGUUUGAUAAAUGAAUGGAUAAAUGCAUAAUAAUGUUCAUAUGUAUUCAUAUAUCUGGUGGUUAACUAGCAAGAAGCAUUUAGAAAAAUGUCCUCAUUUGCUUGUCUAUGAAUUGUCUACCUUAUUCUUUAGGAGAACAAAGACUGUAAGUGACCCAGGAAAUGAUGCUUAAUAUCUUUUAGCAAAGGCUCUUCAGUAUGAAAUUAACCAUUAAAAAGAAAACGAGAAUUAAGUAGGAACAACUUCAAAACACCCCAUUAUGUGGCCUA